CACACACCCCGCUGGAGGAUGCCCGGCUGAGGGAUAUUAUGCUUCGGAGCGGGACCGGUGUGUGUGUGCGCGCGCUCGGUGUGUCUGUGUGCCCGCGCGGACAGACAGGUGUGUUACCUGUGGCGGGCUUUCUCUCGCGCUCUCUUUCUCUCCGCGCGCUGCUUCCGGUCAGGUCCCCGCCGCGCGAGCGCCGCUCUGCUCCGCGUUAGACGCGCGCGCGGCUCCGGUUCGGACAGCGGCAUUAGCAGGGGGAGGAGGGGGGAGGAGGGGGGGUGAUCACGCCGCCGCCUCCGGUGAGACCGAGACAAUCGGGCCUGUGUGUCAGAGACAUAAACAGCCUUUAUUAGCGCGGGAGUGCCGCAGAGCGAGCGGAGACAUGGCGGUGUCACAGCCGAGCGGGGGAGAGGAUCCCGAGCCUCAUCAUCCUCAUCAUCCUCAUCAUCUUCAUCAGUCUCAGUCUCCACCGGAGAACGGCUCCGUCACCCCGGAAGCUCCGUCCCCCGGCCUGCUCCUGUCCCGUGUGGACGGCUGCGUGCUCCCGUUCCUGGGCGGGUUCGGCCGGUACCACAAACAGCUGGUGCUGCUCACCUGGAUCCCGGCGCUCUUCAUCGGCUUCAGCCAGCACUCGGACACCGUCCUGCUCGCGCGGCCCAGCACCACCUGUCUGAUGGGCAGCGGGGACACGGCGUGGGACAACCUCACCACCACCAGUACACUCACCACCAGUACACUCACCACCACCAGCACCACCAGUACACACAUCACCACCGGACACCCGCUCCUCACCGCGCGCGCCGCCGCCGAACAGCGCAACAGCAGCGCGCACUGCGCGUGCGACAACCAGAGCUGGGCACACGAGCUGCACUCAGGGCUCUCAGAGAACGUGGUGACCAAGUGGAACCUGGUGUGUGAGUCCACGUGGAAGGUGCACAUCGCUAAGUUCUCGCUGCUGGUCGGCUCCAUAUUCGGGUACCUGGUCCUCGGGGUGCUGGCUGACUGGUUUGGCCGUCAUGCGGUGCUGAUGGUGUCGGUGUUCUUCACACUGGUGUUCGGCAUGUCUGUGGCCUUCUCCAUCAACGUCACCAUGUUCAGCACACUCCGCUUCUUCGAGGGCUUCUGGCUUGCUGGGAUUGCACUCUCCCUCUACGUCCUAAGAAUCGAGCUGUGUUUGCCCGGCUGGCGUUUCUCCAUGACAAUGGUUGCUAACUUUGUGGUGUUAGCAGCGCAGUUGUUAAUGCCGGGUAUCGCCGUCUUGUGUUAUGACUGGAAGAUCCUGCAGGCCGUCAUCAUCGGGCCCCUGGCGCUAAUGCUCACGUACAUAUGGAUAUUUCCAGAGUCUCUGCGCUGGUUGUUAGCAACAAAGCAGUACUGUCGCGCCAAAUGGCUUAUUGAGCGCAUCGCUAAGAAGAACAACACAAAUGUGGAUAGUCAUGAGCUCAUCACAGAGCUGAACAGGGUUUUGGAGAAGCCAGCACAGAAGACAUGUAUAGUAAAGAUGGUGGGCACUAGGAACCUCUGGAAGAACAUUGUGGUCCUGUGUGUCAACUCGUUGACUGGUUAUGGGAUCCAUCACUGUUUUGCCCGCAGUAUGAUGGGUGAAGAUAACGAUCAUCCCACCAUGUUCAAUAACUUCUAUGCCGAUUAUUAUACAAUGGCGGGAAUCGCCGUGGCAACGGGUCUUGCGCUGUGUCCAGCAGUGGGAAUUAUGGGACGUCGGGGGGGCCUACUAAUGUUCAUGAUCAUUACUGCACUGGCAUCAUUACUGGACCUUGGCCUGCUCAACUUGAUGGUAAAAUACCGGGAUCGUUUUAAUAUGGAGCCAAAAACUCGGUCAAAUUUCCAAGUGGCGUUCUCCAUCAUCGGCAUGUUCUCCUCGCAGGCCGUCAGUCAUCUGAGCAUCUUCUUCUGUGCGGAGAUCACUCCUACUGUGAUCAGGGGCGGAGGUCUGGGUUUGGUGUUAGCCAGUGCCGGGUUUGGGAUGCUAACGGCGCCCAUUAUGGAGCUGCACAAUCAGAAAGGCUACUUCCUGCACCAUGUGAUCUUUGCCUGCUGCACACUCAUCUGCAUCAUCUGCAUCUUGCUGCUCCCCGAGUCGCGUCACCAGCCCCUCCCGGAGUCUCUGUCUGAGGGCGAGGGCUACACCCGCCACCCUCUACUGCCCCCCCACAAGAAACCCGCUGAACAGCGUCACCUGCUGCCAGGACCCCACGGCCGCAGCCGCGGCAAUGAUGAGAACGCCAACGACCGUGCUAACGACCACUCCAAUGUCAGAGACACGCCGCUGAGAGAGGUUGCCGUCUCCACCGUUGAGUCCACUGCCUCGUCCACCCUCGCCCUCGAAGACGACCCUGGUGACGAACUUAAUGCUGUAAGACUUAAGGUUCUCAGGCAAACCGACCACUCAGUACCUUCAGCAACGAAUUCACUUCCUGAUCUCGUUGUCAAUGCCCCAUCCCCUGAUGCCUCAGGGACCCCAGCCAUAACAAACGAUGAUGCCACCAAGUCUCCAGUAGAUGCACCUGGGCACCCUCAUGAACUCGUAACUCCACCCAUAACAAAUGUACCUCCACCCCCACAUUCAAUCUUUCCCCCUCAGACCUCUUCCUCACCUAUAGACUCUGACCCUCUGCUGUCCCUGCCCCCUCAGUCAGGCUCCACCCCUUCAGAGCCUCCUUCACCAGCCAAUUUAGAUGAAACUGUGAUUCGGUCAUCACCUCUGAAUGUGACUGAUCCAAUUCCCCCCUCUAAAGUGGACUCAACCCUGUCUUCUCCCAUAGAUUCGGCAGCGGACUGUACCAUCAGCACUGCUAAUGGGGGGGCGUCAUCCUGACGGGGCAGCAUUGUGAGGGGAAUGAUUCUUAAAUCCUUUGCCUUUGGCUGCUUCCCUCAAGCUGCUGCAAAGGGAUCUACUGAGAUAAACGAAAGGGAGGAGUGUAACACCCCACGCAGGCUUUAAAGGGUGCUGACUGGAAGAAAAAGGCGUCGAUCCAAAUUAUCAUGGAGACCACUGGAACCACUGGUGCUGAGUGGCUGUGAAGUGAAAAACUCUGAGGAGUAAAAUGUUAACAUUGUACUGACUAAUCAAGGAGAUGUGGAAUUGGCCACAAACCCAAUUCACUGGAAAAUAGUUUUAGUGUACUUUUUAUUAGUGUGCUUUGUAAAAAAAAAAAAAGUGCUAAAGGAAAAAACCCAAAGGGAAUUUAUUUGUUAGCUAACUCAGCCGCUAAACAGUGUGCGUUUUUGUGUGCGGUGCCAAGCCUAAAAGUCUCAAACCUGAUUUUAUACUCCAUUCACUAAACCCUAAAUCUCAAAGUUGAACAACUGAGCCCUAAACAUUAAACCCCCCAACAUGAACCACUAAUCACUAAUAAUUAAACCCUGUAGCCUUAACAUAACUAAAACUAACAAACCCUAACCCUUUGUACACUUUGUACACCUGAUCCAUGAAUUCUAAUUCACUAAACCCCUUAUCCCUGAACACUAACUCCUCCCUUUUUCCACUAAGACUUAAACCUAACUUCUUCCUUUGUUCACUAAACUGUAAUUUUCAAACCCUAACUACUGCCUUUGUCGACUAAUCCCUGAACCCUAACUCUUGUCUUUGCCCACUAAUCCCUGAACCCUAACCCCUGGAUCUAUCCAUUAUCCACUGUGUCCUCUUAACCAUAAUUCUUGAAUCCUAACUCCUGUCUCUUUCCGCUCAAACUUAAUCCCUGAACCCCACUUUGUGAUUCUGUCUACUAAUCCCUGAACCCUAACUCCCAGCCCUGUCCUCUAAUCCCUGAACCCUAACUCUUGUCUCUGCCCACUAAUCCCUGAACCCUAACCCCUAAAAGAGUGGUCCUAGAGUAUUUCAUCAGACUGUCCCAAGUCCUUGAAACACACAUAAAACCCAGAUAAUAAUUCCAGUGACUUUUUAUUAUUAUUAUUAUUUUUUACAUGUCAGAGCAUGGCUUCUGCAGUAGGUCACCUGAUUCAUUUCAUUCAAUCACAUGCCUUUAUGUAAAGUAAUGUGCUGAAAAAAGAGGGAAAGAUGUGAGGAACAGAAGAGUUUUUAUUGAAUUCUUUCUGGUCUGAUUAGUGAACUGAUGACGCGCUUGUUAAAAGUGGUUCAUGAUGGAAAGGUUUAGAGAACAUCAAUGGGACGCUCCAAUGACAAACCUAUUCACAUGGUCUAAUCCGUUAUCUAAUCACUACUGGUUCACCAUGACACAGUCCCUGAACUGGACCUUAUUAUAUAUAAGAAAUUUUAUGAAACUGGACCUUCAUACAUUUUAGUUAAACACUGGACCAACAAACCAUUAACCCCUGGCUCUGACCACUAAACCCUAACCCUCGUCCCCUCUUCACAGAGAAAAGUGUCUCUUAGUGAACUAGGACAAGUUUUGGUCUGUAGGGGACCUCGUUAUUCAGUGUCCUUUAGGGCAUACGCACACUACUGAUGAAGGGAUAGUUUAUAUUGGAGUGACCCCUAAACCCUACACCCUAAACCAUUAAACUCUUUGUUGAAAAGGGACAGAUGGUGUAAAAUAAACAAAACAAAAACAGAAUGAGACUUCUAAUGCAGGUCAAAGGUCAACCCCUGAGGUGUUUGUGUGUUUAUGUUUGUGUGGAUGUUUUAUCACCAUGGCAACAGAGCAUGUAAAUUUGACAAUGAUGUUGAAUAAGCUAAAGUGAACUAAUGUAAACGCACAUCAUGAUGUAAGAUACAGGUGUCCUCACUUUAGAUGGAUUUUUUUUUUAAUGAGAAUGUGUAAAUAUAAACACACACUGGAAGGGGCUUAACUACUGAGGAAGCAAUAAUAUAUUUAUUUACUGAUAUUUUACCUCCAUGUGAAAUGUUUCUUUAUUAUUAUUAUUAUUAUUAUUACUGAACAGUGGCACACGGAUAGGAUUCACCUCAUAAAUAUUAGAAAUCAUUAUAAUAUUUGAAUUAAAUAACAUUUUUUCCAGACUAUAAGGUUUUUAUAUGAAGU
Messenger RNA from Clarias gariepinus (North African catfish), 4976 nucleotides. It is a transcript of the gene slc22a23a, whose product is annotated as solute carrier family 22 member 23. Gene Ontology annotation, biological process: transmembrane transport. Gene Ontology annotation, molecular function: transmembrane transporter activity. The record is from RefSeq and is a predicted model, not a curated record. Lineage: Eukaryota; Metazoa; Chordata; Actinopteri; Siluriformes; Clariidae. The transcript is spliced from 10 exons. The coding region runs from base 377 to 2830 and encodes 817 amino acids. Gene Ontology annotation, cellular component: membrane.